Archocentrus centrarchus (flier cichlid) is the source of this 2915-nucleotide messenger RNA. RefSeq names its product ddb1 and cul4 associated factor 11 (gene dcaf11). The record is from RefSeq and is a predicted model, not a curated record. Gene Ontology annotation, cellular component: Cul4-RING E3 ubiquitin ligase complex. Gene Ontology annotation, biological process: proteasome-mediated ubiquitin-dependent protein catabolic process. The transcript has 15 exons. Gene Ontology annotation, molecular function: protein binding. Bases 262 to 1899 code for a protein of 545 amino acids. NCBI's taxonomy places the organism in Eukaryota, Metazoa, Chordata, Actinopteri, Cichliformes, Cichlidae.
AGCUGGUCACGUGACGCCGACGGGCAGGGGGCACGCGCAGUGUUUUUUCACACUUUUGUAAACAACAUGGCGAUCCAUGGAUUGGCUCUGCUAGCAGACUGAUCAAACACUCCGCUCUCACCUAGCGUUAUAAGGGCUCUGUGUUAGACGGUGCGGAAGCUGUAGGUCGCGCAAACGGUCCAGUUCGCGCCGAAAGGACAGAGAGGUGGACCGACGAGCUGUCACGAAGACGUUUGACAGUCCAACGGCCAUCUUCAGUCUAUGGGCUCUCAGUCCAGUUCUGGGAUGUCUGGUGGAAGAGGCUCUUCCAGUGGCAACCCAGCUGAGCAGUCUGAAGCAGCAGAAUCGAACCAGGGCGGCAGCGGCAACCGAGGCCGCAGGACGGACAGGCAGUCUUCAUCAGAGGAGGACGUUGACUUAGCUGAAGUGCUGGCUUACUUACUGAGGAGGGGUCAGGUGAGGCUGGUCCAUGGCAGUGGAGCCACGGGGCUGCAGCUGGUCCAGUCGUAUUCUGACUCUGAUGAGGACAGCGAUGGAGCCUGGGAUGGACGGCUGGGUGACCGCUACAAUCCACCAGUGGACGCCCAACCCGACACACAUGAAGUGGACCGGAGUGAGAUCCGGACUCAGAUCCUGCUGGCCACCGCCUCCUCUUCCUUGAAAAGUGGUCACAGUUUCACCUGCAUGCUAGCAGAGAGAGAAAAAGGCAGAUGUAGAGCCUCCAGUUUUUCCCACGGAGAGUGCAGCCGUAUCCGUACGCAUUUCCUGCCAAAUUAUGUGUCCCACAAGGAUACAUACCAGCAGAAAGCCUUCUGUGGAGUGUACAGCGAGGAUGGCAACAUGUUCCUCUCUGCCUGCCAAGAUCAGAAUAUCCGCCUGUAUGACACUAGUAGGGGACGUUUUCACCUACGGCGAACAGUGAAGGCCCGUGAUGUGGGCUGGAGCGUGCUGGAUGUCUGCUUCACCCCUGACGCGCGCCACGUGCUCUACUCCAGCUGGUCUGAUUACAUUCAUAUGUGCAGUAUAGAUGGAGACAGUGAAAACCACACCGCCCUGGACCUCAAUCCAGAUGAGAGGAGGUUCUGUGUGUUCUCGCUGGCUGCGUCCACAGAUGGCAAAGAGAUCCUGGGAGGAGCAAAUGAUGGCUGCCUUUACGUUUUCGAUCUUGAGCAGAAUAAACGAAUGUUGAAGAUUGAUGCCCACGAGGACGACGUGAAUGCGGUGGCGUUCGCCGACAGCUCAUCCCAGCUGCUCUUCUCUGGCAGCGAUGAUGCAGUGUGCAAGGUGUGGGACAGACGGACGCUGCGGGAGGACAGACCGCAGCCUGUUGGACAGCUGGCCGGCCACCGAGACGGCAUCACCUUCAUCCACAGCAAGGGUGACGCUCGAUAUUUGAUCAGUAACUCGAAGGACCAGUCCAUCAAGCUCUGGGAUGUCAGGAAGUUCUCGCCCAAAGAGGGGCUGGCAGCUUCCCGCCUGGCUGUCACCCAGCAAAACUGGGACUACCGUUGGCAGCAGGUUCCCCAGAGAGCCCUGAAGAGACACAAGCUGACAGGCGACACCUCAGUGAUGACCUACCGAGGUCAUGGCGUUCUGCACACCCUGAUCCGCUGCCGUUUCUCACCAGAAUUCAGCACCGGGCAGAGAUUCAUCUACUCUGGCUGUUCCACAGGCAAAAUCGUCAUCUAUGAUGUGCUGACCGGCACGGUGAAAUCCAGACUGGUCGGCCAUGACGCGUGUGUGCGAGACGUCAGUUGGCACCCGUAUGAGGACAUCAUCAUCAGCAGCUCUUGGGAUGGAGCAGUUCGAAUGUGGGAGCACAGACAAACCCACCCCCUAGACGAGGAGCGAGGAGGAGGAGGUGGAGGAGAAGACGACGAGAGAUGCUGGAGGAAGUGACAUCACAGCAGAGGAAGGCAGUGGGCUCAGAAUUCCUGAGAGAGAUUUAAGUAUAUUUUAAAUAAAUGCUGGAGAUUAGUGAAUAAAAUGAAAGCGUGGCUGUGAAGUGUUCAUCUGGAAGGCGUUGCAGCCUCGCGCUGUCCAGUGCAGAUCGGAGCUCGACGGGACGGCGGCCACCUGCUCCCCCCCCCCCUCUUUCUGUUUUUGCCUCACUGUCUUGCUCACAAUAAGCAGGCCAGAGCUUUUGAAUCCAGCCUGUGACACUUCACUCAAAAUGCGCUGAAGCUGCACUUAUGAGCUAUUGGAAUUUAACGAUAAGUUAGUGAUUACACACACACACACACACACACACACACACACACAUAUAUAUAAAAACCGACAUUGGAUAUUGCAGGGGGAAACAUUAUGAUGAUGAUUUUGUAUAAAUGUAUAGAAUUUUAAUGGUUUGUGUGUUCAGGGAGUGUAUUUUGACUGUUGUCAGUGUGCUGACUCUGUUUGGACUCUGCUGUUAUGAAUAACACAGGCUGUGUCCUAUUUUAGGGGCCAUCUCUGUUUAAAGACUCAACAUAUAAUGAUAAUAUUUUUCAGUUGCAAAAACACAUGAACCUGAUAAUUGCAUAACUUUCCAGAUUUUACCAGAAACUUCAGUCUCAAGGAAGUUUCCCACAUAUUACUUUGAGCAGGUCUGCUUUAUCAGACAUACUUUUGUUAAUUCUGAGUCCCCUUCAGGCAUUCUCGUGGCUAAUGUAACUCUCUGCCCUCAGACGCAGCAAUAGUCCUAUUCUUGAUCUAGGGUCAGCACUCAGUGUCAUUUUGGCUAAUGUAAGCCUGUGAUUUCUUUCAAAGAUUUGAUUGUGUUUGAUUAAUAUGUUAAAGUCAGCACUUGGGGAAGGGACUGAGCACGUGCACAUGAUUUCAAAAAUCAUCUGUAUAUGCAAUUUUCAGGUGUUUAUAUCAAAGCUCAUAUUUCACUCUCAGACUUUGCAGUUAUAAUAAAAACCUUUCUUCAAAUGUAU